GGUUUACAGCUGUAUAGACAGCCUUCCCAAACUGGUACCUGACAGAAGCUUUGGACUACCAUUCCCAUCACUCUAGUCAUCACCCAUUCUAGCUGGAGUCCAGAAUAUCCACCACUUGGGACUCCUGCAUUCCAGCGGCUGGGACUGGGUGACCCCAAGAGAGUGGGAAAGCAAGAAUGGAUGCUGGUCUGGAUUUUCACAGUUCUGCAUCGCCCCAGUUUCCUCCUUGCAGGGGCUCCUGUGGUGUUAAAAGUAUACAAGAGGAGGAGCAACCUUCCCAUGGCUGAGUUUCCCACCCUUCCUGAGUCUCUAUGCCAGGAAACCAGUUGGAUUUCUGCCUGUUGUUCAGGAAACAGGAGGUGCUGAACAGCACAGAUGCGGCAGCCCCAGAGAGACCUUUGUCUCCUCCGUUCACUGCUCCACCGAGCAUGAAGUCUGCUGAGUUCUUCGAAAUGCUGGAAAAAAUGCAGGCACCCAAAUCAGAGGACCAAAGAAGUGGAAGUCAGAAAAAUAAGGAGGAUUAUAUCCCCUAUCCCAGCAUUGAAGAGGUCCUAGAGAAAGGCAGCCCCUAUCCCUUGAUCAUUUUGCCCCAGUUCGGGGGCUACUGGAUUGAAGACCCUGAGAAUCUCAGCACCCCCACCUCGUCGGACAGCAGCAUCUGUGAGGACGACGAGGAACAGCUGAGCCCCAGCUCCCAUGGCUACCGGCUGGAAUGCAAAGGCGAGGCCCGGGCAUACCGGAAGCACUUCUUGGGAAAGGAUCAUCUGAAUUUUUACUGCACGGCCAGCAGCCUGGGAAAUUUGAUCCUCUCCAUCAAAUGCGAAGAGGGAGAAGCGACCGAAUACCUGAGGAUUAUACUCAGAUCCAAAACAAAAACGUUACAUGAAAGAAUCCCCUUAGCCGGACUGAGCAAGCUGCCAAGUAUUCCGCAGAUAGCAAAGGCUUUCUGUGAUGAUGCGACUGGGCUGAAGUUUAAUCCUGUCCUUUACCCCAAGGCGUCACAGAUGAUCGUGUCCUACGAUGAGCAUGAACUCAAUAACACGUUCAAGUUCGGCGUGAUUUACCAGAAGUUUAAACAGACCCAGGAAGGGGAGCUGUUUGGGAACAAUGAAGAAAGUCCCGCAUUCAAGAAUUUCUUGAGUCUGUUGGGCGAUACUGUCACACUCCAGGAUUUCAAGGGCUUUCGAGGUGGCUUGGAUGUCACUCAUGGCCAGACAGGCACAGAGUCUGUAUACACAGUGUUCAGGGACAGAGAGAUUAUGUUUCACGUCUCUACGAAGCUUCCCUUCACCGAGGGAGAUGCACAGCAGCUUCAGCGAAAGAGGCACAUUGGCAAUGAUAUUGUGGCCAUUAUAUUCCAAGAAGAAAACACUGCUUUUGUCCCUGACAUGAUUGCCUCGAAUUUUCUACACGCCUAUGUUGUUGUCCAGGCAGAAAACCCCGAAAUGGACAAUACGUCCUACAAAGUGGCCGUCACUGCACGGGAAGACGUCCCCCCAUUCGGUCCUUCACUGCCAAGCCCACCUGUAUUUCAAAAAAACUCCGAAUUCCGAGAGUUUCUUCUUGCCAAGCUGAUCAAUGCAGAGAAUGCCUGCUGCAAGUCAGACAAAUUUGCAAAGCUUGAGGAUCGAACACGAGCUGCCCUGUUGGAUAACCUCCACGACGACCUCCAUGUCCACACGCAACUGAUGUUAGGCCUGGGAUCUGAAGAGGACAAGCUGGAGAACGGAGGCCAUGGAGGAUUCUUGGAAUCAUUUAAGAGGGCCAUCCGAGUCCGAAGCCACUCCAUGGAGACCAUGGUGGGAAGCCAGAAGAAACACCAGAGUGGAGGGAUUCCCGGGAGCUUGAGUGGGGGCAUUGCCCACAACAGCAUUGAAAUAACCAAGACCACCUUCUCGCCUCCAGUGGCAGCAGUGGCAGUGAAGAAUCAGUCAAGAAGCCCCAUCAAGAGGCGGUCCGGGCUGUUCCCGCGCUUGCACACUGGGUCCGAAAGCCAGGUGGAGCCCCGGACUCGAAGUGACAGUGGCUCAGGAACACCAAAGACUCCAGACGGGGGACAUACCUCUCAAGAAGUAAAGUCAGAAGCUUCCUCGAACCCGAGUUCUCCGGAGAUCUGCCCCAGCAAAGAGAGGCCAUUCAUUAAACUCAAAGAGAACGGACGGUCCAAUAUCUCCCGUUCAUCUUCCAGCACCAGCAGUUUCAGUAGCACGGCAGGAGAGAACGAAAAUAUGGAAGAAUAUGAAAACCUGGGCAGUCAACCCUCCACAGUGUCCCCUUUCAAGCAAGACGUCUUCAUCUACAGCCCUUCCCAAAGCAUUGAGAAUCCAGUUUUAGCAUCUGCUUCAACGCCCGUGAUCAUGAGUAGGAGUCCCACAGAUCUAAAGAGCAGGAAUUCUCCAAGGUCAAAUCUAAAGUUUCGCUUUGAUAAGCUCAGCCAUUCAAGUUCUGGUCCAAUGCACUAGUGGGAAGCUGGGACUGUGGACCUGGGAAAGGGGCAUUUCAGUUUGUUUUCUUUUGUAAGAGGGAGAGUUCUCUUGGUGAAGGCGGGCAACUAUUUACUGCACCAAGCGCCCUGGCCGCAUACGAAUUGUCCCUCACGGAAGCCGCUGUUUCCUUCGAACCACAAAGAACUGUCACCUUCCUCCAUCUCUUCUGCUAGAGAAGACACCUCUGGUGAUAGAGAUACUCUCAACAGGUGGUGGGACUCUUGUAUUCUGGCUCCAUCCCUCUGGGUUCAAAGGAUGUCUUAUGGAGAUGAGUUUUCCACCCUGUUUACUUGAAUCGGCUGCUCACGUUCUUUCCUUGGGUAUUUCAACACUCGCUAGACACCUGUGCCCGUGUACUUAACUGUAGCUGUUCGACUUAAGCUCAUGCGUGAGCCCU
This is a messenger RNA of Varanus komodoensis (Komodo dragon), 2883 nucleotides long. RefSeq names its product RAP1 GTPase activating protein 2 (gene RAP1GAP2). The record is from RefSeq and is a predicted model, not a curated record. The transcript is spliced from 24 exons. Gene Ontology annotation, biological process: activation of GTPase activity; regulation of small GTPase mediated signal transduction. Gene Ontology annotation, molecular function: GTPase activator activity. Gene Ontology annotation, cellular component: cytoplasm; plasma membrane. NCBI's taxonomy places the organism in Eukaryota, Metazoa, Chordata, Lepidosauria, Squamata, Varanidae. The coding region runs from base 312 to 2462 and encodes 716 amino acids.